GAUAUCAUUGAAAAGGCCAAAGUAGAGGCUGCCCGACGAUUAGACACAGAAAAUCUAGGGCUCAUGUCUAUGCGAGAAAAAAAACCGGAACCCACAGCAACAAAAUGGAAGAGAAGAGCGAGCAGCUUUGCUUUUAGAAUGUACGCAGCCAUCUUUUCAUGGUGUAAUGGGCGCUGAGAGAAGAAAUAACAUGAAGAGGCCAGAUCAAAAUUUCCCAAGAAAUCCAAAGAAAUUAACAAUUCUAAAUUUGGCUGCGACAUAUGCGUCAUUCAGAACCAUUUAAUCCACAACUGAAUCCAGAAAUAAAGCUAACCUUGAAUCCAGAAAUAAAGCUUACCUUGAAUCCAGAAAUAAAGCUAACCUUGAAUCCGAGAAUUUUACCAAAAAUUGAAUCUGAAAUUUAUGAUACAAAAUUCUAUUUCAAAAUCAAUUCAAACUUUGAGAAAAUCUUUAGUUUAACAUUUCAAACUAAUUUUAAA
Eurytemora carolleeae is the source of this 479-nucleotide messenger RNA. RefSeq lists its product as uncharacterized. NCBI's taxonomy places the organism in Eukaryota, Metazoa, Arthropoda, Copepoda, Calanoida, Temoridae. The record is from RefSeq and is a predicted model, not a curated record.